Messenger RNA from Syngnathus acus (greater pipefish), 6553 nucleotides. RefSeq names its product period circadian protein homolog 2-like. The coding region runs from base 284 to 4750 and encodes 1488 amino acids. Gene Ontology annotation, biological process: circadian regulation of gene expression; negative regulation of transcription by RNA polymerase II; entrainment of circadian clock by photoperiod. Gene Ontology annotation, cellular component: nucleus; cytoplasm. The record is from RefSeq and is a predicted model, not a curated record. The transcript has 22 exons. NCBI's taxonomy places the organism in Eukaryota, Metazoa, Chordata, Actinopteri, Syngnathiformes, Syngnathidae. Gene Ontology annotation, molecular function: transcription cis-regulatory region binding; transcription corepressor binding.
CCGGAGGAAACUGGGGGAGGACUUGCCGACUACUGUGUCAGCCUGUCAGAAUGCCGUCUCUCAUUGACGAACACUGAGCUUUACGUGGGUCUUGUUUUUGCCUUUCGGCUUUAUUUUUACAUGUCGUCUGACACGUCCAGAAAGAGGAUUUUUUUUUUAUCAAGCAGAGCGAAUGCUUCCUGGUGAGGGAUCAACUACGCUUGCACCCCACUACAAUACCGUUUGUGGUGCUGCCAUGAGGAAGACAAUUUAAAGUCCCAUCUCCCGUCCAUUGGCCCAUUCCAUGUCAGAGAGCAGUGACUCUCAGCAUUACCUCUAUUCAACCCUGGACGGGCGGGAACGGUCCCGCGAAAGGGUCGGCCUUCAAGUGGAGGAAGGAGAACUUUCCCCGUGCUCCGCCAUCAGCCAACUUCACCGUAUGGCCAGCAGUUACAGCGAGGGUUGUGGCAGGAGGGAUGGGGGCGACAUGGAGCCAGAGUUGGGCUUGGCUUCAGAAGGCAGUGACAGCAGCCAAGAGCACCCUGCCUCGCCUGGUUCUCCCCACGAUGAAAGGAAGCGGACACGCUUACACGAAGAUGUAGAGAUGGCCGGCUCAAGUGGGAGUGGGACCGAGUCCCAUGGCAACGAAUCGCAUGGAAAUGAGUCUCACGGCAAUGAAUCUGUGGGCAGCUCAAAUGGAAACGAGAAAGAUUCCGCUCUCCACGAGUCAUCGGGAAGCAACAAGAGCUCAAACUCUCACAGCCCCUCGCCACCAAGCAGCUCCAAUGCCUUCAGUCUGGUGAGCUCCGAGCAGGACAAUCCAUCUACUAGUGGUUGCAGCAGCGAACAGUCGGCUAAAGCGAAGACACAGAAGGAGCUCUUCAAGACCCUUAAGGAACUGAAGAUGCAUUUGCCCAAGGAGAAGAGGAACAAGGGCAAAUCCACCACUGUCAACACACUCAAAUAUGCUCUACGGUGUGUCAAGCAGGUGAAAGCCAACGAGGAGUAUUACCAGAUGCUGAUGAUCAACGACAGCCAACCACCUGGUUUUGAAGUGUCGUCUUACACCAUUGAGGAGAUCAACAGCAUCACUUCUGAAUACACCCUCAGAAACACUGACAUAUUUGCUGUGGCUGUCUCACUAAUCACAGGGAAAAUAGUUUACAUCUCCGAUCAGGCGGCGACCAUCUUAAACUGCAAGCGUGAGGUGUUCCAUAAUGCCAAGUUUGUGGAAUUCUUGACGCCUCAGGACGUGAGCGUGUUCUACAGCUUCACGACUCCUUACCGCUUGCCCUCGUGGAGCAUGUGCACUGGAGCAGAGUCUUCUCCCACGGAGUGCAUGCAGGAGAAAUCCUUCUUUUGCCGCAUCAGUGGCGGGAAGGAACACUAUGGGGACAUGCAGUACUACCCAUUCCGCAUGACUCCUUACCUAAUGAAAGUUCAAGAUGCGGAAUUGUCUGAGGAACAGUUCUGCUGCCUUCUGCUGGCAGAAAGGGUGCACUCCGGUUAUGAAGCACCCAGAAUCCCUCCUGACAAGCGCAUUUUCACCACCACACACACCCCCAACUGUGUUUUUCAGGAUGUGGAUGAAAGGGCUGUUCCGCUGCUGGGUUACCUCCCCCAGGACUUGAUCGGGACACCUGUACUGCUCAAUCUCCACCCGAAUGACAGGCCUAUCAUGCUGGCCGUGCAUCGCAAGAUUCUAAAGUAUGCUGGCCAGCCUUUUGACCACUCCUCAAUCCGCUUCUGCGCAAGAAAUGGCGAAUACAUUACAAUCGACACCAGCUGGUCCAGCUUUGUCAACCCAUGGAGCCGCAAAGUUUCAUUUGUCAUCGGCAGGCACAAAGUCCGCAUGGCUCCUGUGAAUGAAGAUGUUUUUGCAGCCCUGGCUCCCAAUGAAGGGAAGAUGAUGGACUCAGACAUCCAAGAAAUUAGUGAGCAGAUCCACAGGCUUCUCCUACAACCGGUUCACAACAUGGGAUCCAGUGGUUAUGGUAGCCACGGCAGCAACGGUUCUCACGAACAACAGGUGAGCAAUGGCUCAUCCAGUGAAAGCAAUGGCAACGGGAACACAGCUGAGGAGACAAGCAAGGCCAAGCCCACCAGGACAUUCCAGGAGAUUUGUAAGGGAGUUCACAUGCUCAAGAACCAAGACUCCCAGGUGUGCCUGCGCUCCCCUCCGCCUUCACCAGCUCCAUACCCAUCCAAACCCGAAAAGAAGAACUCUGAUGUGUCUCAAAAGAGUCCAGUGGUGCGUCUGAAGGAUUCUGCGGCAAAAGAUGGUAAUGCAGCUAGCAUGGAUGAAUUCACCUUCAAAGACCAGACCGUCUGCUCCUACCAGCAGAUUAGCUGCCUUGACAGUGUUAUCCGGUACCUGGAGAGCUGUAACAUCCCCAUUACUGUAAAGAGGAAAUACCAGUUUUCUUCAAAUACUACCUCCUCCAACUCCGAUGAUGACAGAAAGUGUACAGAGGACACUGUGCAGGCUCCUGGUGGUUCCAACACAGAUGCUUUGAUGCUUGAGAGCCAGCCUGGAUUGUCAAACAUGAAAGCGCUGAAGAAGUCCGAAGCCGCGGUGGUUGGAGCACCAAUGGGACCCCUUCCCUUACCCAGCAAGGCCGAAAGUGUUGUGUCAAUCACAUCUCAGUGUAGCUAUAGCAGCACCAUUGUGCAUGUGGGAGACAAGAAGCCACAGCCAGAGUCUGAAAUAAUUGAGGACGUGGCUGAGAGCCCUGCCCCUCCUGCUCCGCCCGUUAGUGUUGUAUCUCCGCUGAGCCAGGAGAAAGAGGCCUAUAAGCGCCUGGGACUGACCAAGCAGGUGCUGGCAGCCCACACGCAGAAAGAAGAGCAGGCCUUCCUCACUCGCUGCCGAGAACUCUGUAAAGCCAGGACGUUCCAGAAGGACUAUUCCACCCAUCUGCACAGGCAGAAAGGGCCAGUCAACCCUGAAGAACCAUCGGGACUACGAGGUGCUGCCAAACAGGGCACCACCCGGCCAGAGACUACUGCCAAAAAGGGGAACCGUAACAGAAAGUCCAAGAAGCCACGCAUGAAGCAUCCCGAGUCGUCAGACAGCGCCGUCUCGAACCGCAAACCCCGCCCCCCUCUUCAGGGCCUCAACCAAACGUCAUGGUCCCCGUCUGAAGCGUCAUUGUCAGCUUUCAAUGUGUCCUACCCAGCCAUGGUGCCCGCGUACCAGCUCUAUCCACCGGCACCUGCGGCUCCAGCACAGGUCCCCCCUCCCGACCCCUCCCUUUCCACAGGAUUUGUUGAGGGCCAGAGCAACCAAGUCCCUCCCACUGCCACUCCUUUCCCCGCACCCAUUGUUGCGCCAGUGGUGGCUUAUGUGCUACCAAAUUACCUGUUCCCUCAAAUGGGACCUUUGGGCCAAAUGGGACCUGCUCCCAGACCAGCGUUUUUCCUGGAGCAGGCUCAGACGCAACCUCAGUUCAAUGGCCAUCAGCCCUUUCAGACGCCGCAGCCAGCGUACACCAUGCAAACACAACCUCCCUUCACCAGCCAACAGAUUUUCCCCGUGCCGACUGCCUUUCCAGCCCAGCAACCAUUCCAGGCUCGGCCAACCACCUAUCCUGCCCAGCAGCCCUUCACUGCCCAACCUACUUUCUCAGUCCAGACUCCAUUUGUAGCUCAAGCCCCAUAUCCACCUCAGCCCUUCCCAUAUAGCCUAAGCACCCAAGCCCCUAAAGCCUCAGGUCUGGAGCCCAGAGAGGGGGCGGCUUCUCGCUCUUCUACUCCGGCGUCUGGAGCACGCGAGCGCACCACGUCACCGACGCUCUUUGAGUCACGGUGCAGCUCGCCCCUGCAGCUCAAUUUACUCAGCAUGGAAGAGGGCCAACGCUCCGUGGAACGGCAGGACAGUACAGUGGCCUCUGUUGGACUUCAGGGCACCAGUCCAGCGGCAUGUUCUGCUGUAGCAGGACCUGCAGGGGAAAAGAACACGACCGCCUCAGCCAAGGCUGACAAUCUUCAGCAGGUGACGAUGCAGGUUAAUUCUCCAGAAGAUGGCGCACAUAGUGACGGUCACUCAUCAUCCUGUGACCUACUGGAUAUCCUUCUCCAAGAGCAGGAGGACUCUCACUCCGGCACUGGUUCAGCAACAUCUGGCUCCAUGGGCUCAGGAUCAGGAUCUGGAUCGGGCUCGGGCUCAGGCUCUGGCUGCAAUGGCUGCGGUACAUCAGCAAGUGGAGCCUCAGGCAGCAGAACAGGGAGCAGCAACACAAGCAAAUACUUUGGCAGUAUUGAUUCUUUGGAACAUGACCCAAAGACUAAAACCAAAGUCAAGGCGAGAGGAGAAGGAGAUUCUGCCGAUGGCCAGUCACAAGUCAAGGCGUCGGCCAAAGGCGAGGGCGAGCAUUUCAUCAAAUACGUUCUCCAGGAGCCUCUUUGGCUGCUGAUGGCCAAUGCUGACGACAAGGCCAUGAUGACGUAUCAAAUGCCAUGCAGGGACAUUCAGAAGAUCCUGCGGGAAGACAAGGAACGGCUCAGACAGAUGCAGAAGAGCCAGCCCCACUUUUCCUCAGACCAGCGGCGAGAGCUGCUGGAGGAACACCCGUGGAUGCGAAGAGGGGGUCUACCUGCAGCUAUCAAUGUGAAGGAGUGUCUGUACUGCAAAGAUGCUGCAGAGGACCACAUCGAGGAGAACCUCCAUGAAAUGGACAUGGGGGAGAUGGGCGAGGAGCUGAGACAAGAAUGCGAGAAUGCUCAGAGCCAAACGGAGGAGUCGCAGCCCAAACUGGAGCCUGGCUCAUGAAGCGUUCGAGGGAGAGGAGACACACUUGACCAGCCAUGGACCCUUAACACACGAACACUCAGACACACAACAUUGUAAAUGUGACACGCAACAACCAUGUGCCUGGCCGUCCUCAACAAGACUCUUAAACACAGAUGAACUGAAGCUGUGAUGAUUGUGUGGAUGCUGCGAGCGUGUUUGUUGACUCUGAGAAAGUGGGAUCACGCAGCAGUCUGUUAACGCAGAGCCUUUAUGCUGUACAGCUGUCUCAACACAGUCUCAGAUAUGAAAUGUACACUUUUCCAUUUUAUUUAAUUUCCCCCUUUUUCCUGGGAGACAACAUGAGCAUUUAAUAAUGUGUAGUUCAACUUUAUGAAAGUAACUUAAAAUGGAAGAAGACAUGAUUGUCACAUUUGUUCCCCAUGACGAAUAUUGGAACUGAUGUGCUGUUGUCAGCAGGGACCUCUUUUUUUUUUUUUUUUUUUUUUUUUUUUUUUUAAUAUAUAUACGUAUAUCCUAGUUUUUGGACCAUCGAAUAGCACUUCUGUAGUCAGGCAAACCGACUGACGAGUGUCAGCGUCACUCAUCAGCCACGGGACGGGACACGCAGUCUGACUGUAAAUUGCCUCAGCAGUGACAAUCAGAUGCACACCACAAGACGUGCAUUUAACUUGUUUUAUUUAUUCUGUAGUUGUUAUAAACCAGACCAGGGUUUCUUAUGCUACUGCCAAAACACUUCAAGAUUGUAUUAACAGUUGACUACUGUGUAUGUUACAUGUUAGUCAUCUGCAGGACCUUAAAUAUCACUUUACUCGGAGAUUUAAUCUAAACCGGAGUAUGAAUCCUGCACACAAGAGGAAAUGUGCACCAUUAUUUAUUCCCCCCCCAAACCCCAAAGAGUAUGAAAUCCAUACGAAUCGAAGAGUACUUAACUUAGCGGAGACAUGCAUGCCUCGAUGGUUUCCAGCACUGUAUUCAAUCCUUGUGUAUUCUGUGAAUACAGAAUAAUAGAGGAAAUCAGGGGACCACAGCAAAGAAAUAUGUAUCCAAUAUUUCUGCCAAAACAACCCUCUUGCUAUUUUGUACAAAGUCAGGAUGCUCGGUGCCCCGGAACCAGCUCAAGUCCUUCAACAAACUUGGGUUCGGUUUCGGAAUGUAGCACAGGCUGGACCAAGGACAUCCCACUCAGUAGUUUUUGUGGUUGUCCUUUUCUUUUGUUCUUUUCAUUCAAUUUGAAAUGGGUUUCUAUGGUCCUGUUUUGUCGUAAACAGACGUAAGUGUAGCUGGAGAUGGGCAUAGUCCCCUGUCAUGUUACUACUGUGAACAGUGAAGAACUGCCCCUAAAUGCGCAAUUGUGCGAUGAUUCCCUUGCGUAUGGGCUCCACGCCUCGGUGCAUGGAGAGGAAAGAAACCCGAAGAAACUCCAUUUGCUCUAAUUGUACAUCUCAGUACAGUGAUAAGGAUGACCCAGCGGUCUUAGAUACGUUCCGCAUUGAGAAUGGAAAUGUGGUUCAUACAUCAGGAAUAGGAAAUGGAAAAUGUUUUUACGCCUUACUGUUUUCCCACAAAGAAAGAAGUCAAUUAAUUCCACACUGAUGAGAGUGGUGCGUGAAUGGGAGGAAACAGCCUGACCUGUAAAUGCAUAAAUAUAUACAUAAGCGGGACUGGCACAUGAAAAUGUGUCGCGUACAAUGUUUUGUUGCCACUGUAUGAGUCUGGUUAGAUUCAAUUAUAGUGCAGUUUUGUGCAUUUUUGUUUGUAGGAAUUUGUGUUUGAAAGUUUGACAUAAUGUUCGAAUAAAAUUACAAGAACUAUUUAAACCGU